Messenger RNA from Spirometra erinaceieuropaei, 7018 nucleotides. Lineage: Eukaryota; Metazoa; Platyhelminthes; Cestoda; Diphyllobothriidea; Diphyllobothriidae. The record is from the annotation of a GenBank genome assembly.
AUGAGGCCAACUAACCGGCUUCAUCAUUUAUUUUCUCAGGCGCUCUUUCCUGAUCUUCCAUCGGCACCGGAUUUAGAUGAGAUUAUCGGAGGGUCAGAUGAAGAAAAUGAUUCGGGACCCGAAGGUCAUGAGGAACUAACAGCACCAGAGCUCGUGAAGCGACUCCGUUUUGUACGUCAUCUCUGCGGCUCCUUACCCCUCCAUCUCGUGUGUAUUUUGGAAGCUCACUAAAAUCAUUCUCUCCACCAUUCUUAGGCCUGGCAGAACGAGAAGUUGGCUCCAGAACUGCUUGUCGCCCGUCCUCAGUUGGUUGGUCUUGUUCAAGAAGAGCUCGAACGUCUGGAGAUCCGCGCGAAAAUAUUCCCUAAGGGUGACAUAAAGUCUCAACUAAUCUUGAUGCAGGUACUUCUUGACAUUCACUAAGUCAUCAAGUGGGUCAAAUUACUCAACACGCCUUCACAGUUUCACGUAUUACAGCUCGACUCUUUCAUGCUACACUACAGGUCGACCGCCUACGUUUCAUGCUCAAAGAUUACCUACGGACGCGGAUUAUGAAGGUACGCGUGAGUGGUUGGGAGACGCCUUAAACAAUUCUGAUUGGCACUGUGUCUGUAUCUCGCAGACAACGGAGGCUUUAUCUCAUUAGUCAGUUCCUUUGAAACAUUAUGCGAAAGCACCUCUAUUUUUCUGGCCUGUUCCUUUAUCUUCUUUAAAAUUAAAACUUAACUCUCUUCCUAAACAACCGUAGGCUGAAUCCCUUCUUCAAUCGCAUUAAUAUUAAUUAAAUGUCAGAAUAUGAGGGCCACAUGGUCUUUUAGAGGUGCAUGUUAUAGCCAGGAAAAUUAGUUUUGCUCAUCUGCCAAAAGUUAGCUUAGCUUCGCAUUUGGCGACAAAACAUGACUGUGUAUAGAUGUUUUUCAAAUCCAGGAAGGUAGAGCAGUUAAAGCUGCUAUUGGAUCAAGUUAUGUUUAUCUGAUUGGCACUAAAAUACUUCCGAAUUUGGCGCCUACUAAAAAUCGACUUCAUUAUGUGGUCACCCAUACCUUUGGCCACGAAAAUUUCGUGAACGCAGCACCUCGGGGUUUUUUUGUCAAAAGAACAUUUGAAUCUACAUGUGGAUAAGCAGGCACUUUAGAUUCCUUCUGAUGAUCACCGCAAUAGUACUCGAAAGUUCCUUUCAAAUUCAUGACGUUCUGUCGUACAUCCUGAAGCCUGACACCUGUCAGUCCCCAGAUUUGUGUUCUUUCCCCAUUUGGUAUCGUUUUCCUCCUUGUCGGACUUCGUUUUACCCGCAAUGAGGAUGUCGUGGGACUUUUUGCUGCGUUUUGAUUCUUCGAAUUGGAGAAAGCAUUUUAAACUCUAAACUCCCAGAAUCGUCAUCAAAAGACAACUUGGCUACUGAUCUGAUUCGCCUCCUAUGAAGGUCUUUCGUAACGAGCAGAUUUAGCACUGUUGGUACACAGGUACAUAAUGGGUCUUUCCAGCUGUUCUUGGCCGACUCCGACCCUUAGCCUUAUAAGUCUACACCAGAGGCAUACUUCCUGAAAAUAAUCAGUACUGCAACUCGAGUAGAUUCAAGCCCAAGGUUACUGAGACAAGUUAAAUUAAGACACUAAUCGUUUCUGUUGUUACGAAGCUGCUUUAUGAAGCGAAUACCUGGACAAUAUACAAGAGACAAACGCGGAAACCCAAUCACUUCAAUACCAGCUGUCUUCAAUGAAUCCUAAAGCUGAGGUGGCAGGACAGGAUCCUGGGCAUGGAAGUUUUGGAUGGACAGGAAUCCUCAGCAACUGCAACUGUGAUGGAGCACCAACCCAACGAGAAUGGACGAUGAACGACUACCCGAACAACUCUUCUACGAAGAUGUCGCUACGAGUGCUCACCAAUAAGGAAGUCAAACAUGCCGCUACAAGGACUUCGUAAAGAAUUUAUUAAGGCGUUUAUAAAUCAACCUGAAAACCGCGCACAGGACCGACAGGCGUAGAGAACAAUUAAGAUUGCAACAGUACUCUAUGAAGCCAACUGGGCAACCGCUGCCAAAGCCGAAAGAGUGGCGCACAAGCCUCAAGCGACCCUACCUACAACGCCAACCCCAACCUCGUCCAACAUGCCCACACUGCCAAAGCACUUUUUGCGCCGAAUAGGCCUCGUAGGACACCUCAAAGUCCAUUGCAACAGCAAACCAACAACCUCGACUGCUGACUCCACAACCAUCCCCAUCAUCACCCCAUGCAUCAACCGUAAACGCGUGCGACGACCCCCCUUACCGCCAAUGAUCACUCCCGAUGCCCUGCCUCGACUACCGCGACGAUGGCGAUGACUACCGGUUUUCUAACUCGCCAUCAGUGAGAACAUUCCCAAUGCCUCGUCAAUCACUACUCUCACUAUCGUCCCCACCAGCAGCGGUGUGGACAGCGUCUCAACCUGUUCUCAUUGCGACCGCACAUUCACGAUUCGGCUAGAUCGAUCACUUGCGAUGCAAUCACACAGGGGCUGGGAGACCAGUGCCUGGAGCACCAAAAUGCAGCCGCCGCCAUCGCCCCAACUACUCGCAUUGCCCAUGCACAUUCAGCCACCGCAUGAAUCUACUCGGUCACAUGCCUCCACAAAAAUCUGCGGUCAACCGCCUCAGACUCGACCUCACCACCACACAUUUCCCCAUCAACACGUUCACCACUCGUGAUCAUCUGCAGCAUCACACGACGCGGGCACAUCCGUCGUAAGUGAGAAGUGUGUUCUUCGGCCACUCCAUGCGGCUCCUCGGCUACAUUUGAGAUCUGGGCAGUCUAACUCCUAUGCAGAAUCCUGGUGUGUGCGCAUGGGAGCUAAGACCGUGUGUAGCACGCGCAGAUGUGCCACUCAGCUCUGUCAGCCACCUCUCCAAAUCUCAGCAUCAGUUAGUUGGCCGGCUUGGACAAUUAACUGCUGCACGGUAAAGGAUAGAGCGAGUAAUGUCGAAUCUCAGCGCAUAAUUAAUCACUAUAAACAAACUGACACGCGUGAAACUACCAUAGUGCGAUAAAAGGUGGGACUUAGGAGGUUGCUGACGAUUUAAGUCAGAUCACAGAGUCAGCCCAGUGUGUGUUUGCGCUUUAAAUUGCCCACUGGUGGGCAAGGUGCCAGAACUACCGCGGCAUAAGCCUCAUUGACGUUGCUGCGAAGAUCUUCGCCAUUGUUCUUCGCAGGUGAUUCCAGGCUGUGCAUGGCUCUAGGACGAGGCCCAACCGAGCCGGAUUUGGUGCCAGACGUGGAUGUGCGAACCAGGUUCUCACGCUGAGACGCAUUUUUGAAUUUCAGCAUAGCUCACAGCUACCAACGGCCGUCUGCCUUAUUGGUUUUGUCGUUGCGUUCGAUUCCGUCCAUCGUUGGCCCCUGUUGCGGAUAAUGGCACUAGAUGGUGUAUUGCCAAAAAAAUCAUCGCCAUGAUCAAGGCCUAUUACAUCUCCACCACUGCUCGAGUUCUGGUCCAUAACAAUCUUUCCCGACCGUUCGACAUUUGGUCUAGCGUUCAAGAGGGUUGUAUCCUGCUGCCCAUUCUGUUCAACUACGCUAUUGACCGCAUUCCCGGGAGGGCUCUACACGAAAGUGACGGUGUUGAGUUUACACUCGGAAACCGACUGAUUGAUCUCAAUUAUACCGAUGAUAUUGCCUAGCCUCAAGUUUUGGCUAUCUGCAGUCUAUGGCGUCACAGGUAAAUGAGGUUACUUAAUCGGUCGGUUUAUCCAUAAACUGUGCGAAGUGUUUUCAAACUUGAUCCCUGACCAGGAGAAGACACCUCACAGGGUUGAUAACUGUCAACUUGGAGAAGAAGACAGUUUUAAAUACCUCGGGGCGAGACUGCCGCGAAAUAGGCAGAGUAAGGUCGACAUCUCCCGAAUUAAUGCUACCGGUCGGGUCUUCUCAAGCCUUAGAAAAUGCCUAUUGAUCCGGCGCGAAACCUCAAUCGCUACUAAGAUUCGCGUGUACCGUGCAUCCGCCCGGUCUGUCCUCUAUAAUUGUGGAUGCUGGGCCAUGCGCGCGGAGGACGAGCCGUACUAAGUACAAGUGGUGGACUGAGUCAGGACGCGAUGGCUCCUUAAUGACAUUCUCACACAUGUUGGAUCCUAUCCGCCUACCACCUUUUGUGUGUAAUUCUGGCUUGUGGGUUUGCAAGGCCAGGUCGUGUAUGUGGUGCUCGCAGAUGGGCUCUAACGCUGUCAGCCACUGCGCCCACUCUCCGCAUCAGACAAUCGAACCGCGGACUGGUUCCCGAGAGUGGAAAGAGAAAAGUCAACGGUCUCAGCGCAUAUUCCUCACUGCAAACAAUCUGGCGUGCCGGAGACUAUAAUGGUGCGCUAGAAACCGUGGCUUGGAUGGCUGCCUUGUCUGCCGCCACUGUAAAACAAAUCAAGCGCAAGUCACCGUCCCUGCUCGCCGCUGUGGAGCUGACGGUGGGCGUCGCCGGAAACGACGGUCGAAUUGUCAGUCGUUUCGCAAUUGAGCAGGUUCGUUCAAAGGUCCAAUUUCUAGGUUAUACUAUGACCUGUAGAUUGCUACGCAUGUGACUCGUUGUAUUGCCUGCAGAGGGUGUGUCUGUUUGCCAGCAGAAAUUAUAUUUUCUCCCGUAUCCCUACUAGUUUAUAUCUCAUGACUUCCGUUCCAGAUUCAGCAAUAUCCUGAGCAUAUCAUGGCCGAAGAGCGGUUGCGACCGCGCACCGAAGAACCUCAUCUCACUGCCGAAGAGUUCAGUUUCGCAAAAACGUACGCAUUUAUAAUUGCUUCCAUGGUUAUGCUAGAGGACUUCGUAGCCCUCUCACCGCUUGAUAACUUGUUUUGUGUCAGUAGCAGUGACUUAAAACCCGUCCAAAAGCAAAAAUAGAUGCGCCUUGUACGCACGUCUGACUAGCAUUGUGUUAUGGUAAUAAUUCAGUCUUUUCUUGAUCAUCUGUGCCUAUGCGACACCGUCCAAGCAUAAUCACGUCAUGGACAUUGGGACGCACGGCAAUAUAACAAUGAUUCCCGAGAUCGCCUGGCGGUCACACGCGAGGACGUGCGCAAGCACGAGGUAGAAGGGGGCACGUCGGCGGAGGGUUAAUUUAUGCUCUUUAGUGCGGGUCCCCAGACGUAGACCUGUAUGGCCAAUAUAAACACAAGAGUAGUUAGUGCACGAGAUGCUGUAAAUGACACCAGCUGAAUGCACUUUGGAUAUUAGGUCCUUUACUGGGCCAUAUGUUGCGCGUAGGGAGGAUGCGGACUUGCGAGGGAGAUGCCAAAGCGCUUUGCUUGUCGGGAGAUUGUUUCUGAAAUUUCUUGAACGUAAGACAGGAAAUAGAAUUUCCGCAACACUUUAUCUCCGUUAGAAUCGAGGCCGCUUCUUGGUUGUCUCCGGCGUCUGCGUUGUUGACCGUCUUGUUUGCCAUCGCGUUCGGACUCCCGCUGACCCACUUUUGAAUUAGGACAUCUUGGAACAUUAGCUAAUUGUUGUCCUCCUCCGUUAUAAGCUAUGCGUCAGCAAAAACGGAGUUUGGGAGCGCGCUUGAAGAAGGCGAUGGUACCGCCCACGUAGUAUUGUUCCGCAAGCUGCGAACACUAGCGCUUCUAUCUCUUGGAGAAUUCAGGCUGAGUUUGUAUGAGUCCCUAACUAUUGCUGCACAUGCUGUUAUUUCAACCGCUGCGUUUAUUCGGCCGACAGGUUCGGAAAGCCCACAGGUGUAUAAGAGUGGACCGAGUGCCGAGGUGCCCUGCCCCACGCAAGCACAGUGCCUUUCUCGCUGAUCAGUCUGAAGUAUUCCAGUCAAUAAUGACGCGCUACUUGCCGUGGCCCGAAAAGUUACCAGAUGAAGACGUAACUAACUUAUGAGAGUGGGCGCUCACCGUUCAGGUUACGGAACAUGCUCGUUCCGUUGUGCCUUGGGGCUCAUACUAGAACCCUUGCAGGCAGUUGCACAGCGACUAGUAGAAUGAUCUAUAUCAGGUGGCUGAUGACGGCUAAUAAGCCAGAAAUGGCCAUUCCGGUCUCGUCUUUGUCGGUACCACCUGAGUUACGUAACUAAUUUGUUUGGAAUGACGUUCAGACUGCAGUGCCGUCCAACGUAACCUUUGUGAAGCCUCCCACUUUGCGUCACGUCAGUCUCUAUGUCAAAUUUCCUUCCCAAUCAGCCUGGUUCGGACAGACUUCAUACGAGAAAAAGAGACGUAGAUCGAUCCAGCCGGAAUAAGGCUCAUAACUUAUCCUAAGUAACCGAACGCACUUUAAAACUGUCAGUGUGAAAUCCUCGUCAGGACGGAGGGUCAUAUGUUGGCUUUUUCGUAAUGUAGCCUUAAUGGCGCUCGCAUGUAAAGUCCGAAAGCCCCUCUGGAAAACUCGGUUAAGGAAUUAGCUUAGGUGUGAGACGGGUAGACGAGCUGCUUGCCUCUAUCAACUACGUCUGCAGUUCUCUCGACUUUGUCCAGCUGUAGUUCGACCGUCGUUGUCGACGAUGUCCAUCGUGUGCUCCACAGCAAGGUGAGGCCAGCACGGUGACUUUCGCGUGAUUUAGUUCACAGUGAAUAUAGACUUUCGCCGCAUCUACCUUACUCUCUCCUCCCCUCCUGGACCCGGUGUCAAGACAUAUUCAAGAAGACCGGAGACAGGGGAGGGCGCAGGUAGAUGGCACGGUCGUGCUGUACCUUGUCGCUCCACUCCACACUCACUGGUCCCGCAGCAAAGGACCACGAUUUUAAUCAACAACAAAAGGGGCGGGUAGGGCCGAAGCCACACCCAGGCGUGCCGUCACACCCGGCUCGGAUCCCACGGAGUGUGUGAUAAAUGCCACAUUAAGAAGGAACCAUUGCAGCCUGACUCUCAGACCAUCAGUCAGCCGCUCUACAGAAACACACACUGGGCCGAAUGUGUGGUCUAAGUUAUCCCGUCAGUUGACAACCUUCCAAGUCACGGCCUUUAGCGCACCGUGAUAACUUCAAGCGCCUCAGAUUGAUAUUCCGUCCUUAUAUAAAUAACAGACAGUUUCCUGCCUAAGGUAUGUUCAGGCUCAACUGA